Didymodactylos carnosus is the source of this 1392-nucleotide messenger RNA. The record is from the annotation of a GenBank genome assembly. NCBI's taxonomy places the organism in Eukaryota, Metazoa, Rotifera, Eurotatoria, Philodinida, Philodinidae.
AUGGGCGGCUGUUGGUUUAGUAAAAUAAAUGUUCGUUCACGUCAAUAUAAACCAGAUGUGUUGACAAUAAGUGCGAUUAAUCGAACUAAUUCUCUAACACAACAAGGUGUGAAAUCAUUAGCGAGAAAAAACAGACAUCAGAAGUUAAAUGCCAGUAAUAAAGUUCCAAUCAAUGAUAAACUAUACGUGGCUAUUUGUGAUUACGAGGCACGAACUGACAAAGACUUAACAUUUCAUGCUGGGGAUGUACUUAUCGUUCUCGAUGAUAGAUGGUUUCAUAAUCAUGUGUCACGAAAAGAAGCUGAACGGUUAUUAUUGAAUCCUGCAAAUCCACGGGGAUGCUUUCUUGUUCGAAAUUCAGAAACUGCAACAGGUCCCUACUCCUUAUCUGUGAUUGAUAUUAACAAGGAGCGUGGUGUACAUGUUAAACAUUAUAAUAUUUGUAAAUCAGAUAAAGGUUAUUUCAUCGCAGACAAAAGGGUAUUUCAAUCCGUUGAAGAAUUAAUUAAACAUUACAUAGUUCAUUGUGCUCAACCUAAACCAACAACAGCAACAAUAUCAAAAGAUGUUUGGGAGGUACCACGAAAUAGUUUGCAUUUUGUUAAAAAACUAGGACAAGGAAUGUUUGGACAAGUGUGGGCAGGAAAAUGGAAUUAUACAAUCGACGUUGCUAUCAAAACAAUGAGAGUUGGAACCAUGUCUAAGCAAUCAUUUGUUGAUGAAGCAAAUAUAAUGAAAAAAUUACGUCAUGAGAAACUAGUUCAAUUGUAUGCUGUUUGUACCGAGCCGCCUGAUCAACCGAUUUAUAUUGUCACAGAACUGAUGUCAAAUGGAAGUUUACUUGAUUAUUUAAGAAAGCGACAGUAUUUAAAGUUACCGACAUUAAUUGAUAUGGCCGCACAGAUUUCCUCUGGCAUGGCUUAUUUAGAACAUGAACAUUAUAUUCAUCGUGACUUAGCAGCAAGGAAUGUGCUUGUUGGUGAUAAUAAUGUUUGUAAAAUCGCAGAUUUUGGAUUAGCCAGAGUCAUUAGUGAAGGUCCAUAUGAGGCUAAAGCUGGAACGAAAUUUCCUAUCAAAUGGACAGCACCUGAAGCAGCUAUUUUGGGAAAAUUUAGCAUAAAAAGCGAUGUUUGGAGUUUCGGAAUUUUAUUAUACGAAUUAGUAUCACAUGGUCAAGUACCAUAUCCAUCAAUGGGAAAUCGUGAGGCAUUAGACCAAAUUCAACGUGGUUAUCGAAUGCCUCGUAUCGAAUCCUGUCCGGUACAAAUCUACGAAUAUAUGCUUUGUUGUUGGGAUAUAAAUCCUGUUAAUCGACCAACUUUUGAGCAUUUACACACAUUUUUUGAUGAUUAUAUAGCAUCAGCUGGGCCUCAAUAUCAUGCACAAAAUUAA